Symbiodinium necroappetens is the source of this 1305-nucleotide messenger RNA. The record is from the annotation of a GenBank genome assembly. Lineage: Eukaryota; Dinophyceae; Suessiales; Symbiodiniaceae.
AUGUCCAAGGCGCAGACCUACAAGAACUGCCCCUUGGACGCUGUGAUCAAAGUACUUCAAGAAGAAGCCCAGGACUACACGAUGCCGCGAGUGGUGUCACUGGCUGGAGAGCGCAAAGCCCGUUUCAGCCUCGACGCAUUGAGUGGAGGAUUUCGGGGCACUGGUGGUGCUACGAGCCUGAAGGAAGAGCUGGUGGAACGUGUUCCCGUGCUCUGCGACUCGGGAAGCUUCCGCGAAGUUCGACGUAUCUUUCGCGAGGACUGUGGUGGCUGUAAGGCUCUGAAACCUGAGCUGACUCACGCGGGCUUCAUCGAUGCAUCCACCGGCUUGUUGACCACCGGAACGAAGCCUUUCAACCUGUUUGCAAGAAUCGCAGCCGGGGAGAUGGAGCAGCCAGGCAUGGCAGCGGAGCAAACUGCAUUGCAAGACUUCUCGAGUUCUGUUUGCAUUUGUCGCAACAAGCCAGAGAAUGACGCACACUGGGAUUCGGAAGCGGCGGAGUGGGUUGGUAAGGCGUCCAUGUCAGCGAGACACCGGUUUUUAACGACGAAAGACCUGCGAUGGACUUUCUUCAACGCACUGACACUGGGCAUGAGCGAAGAUGGGGACCCGGACCGCCCGGACCCGACAAGCUUGAUGGAGUCCAUCGAGCUCCUUGAGACGUUGAAGGCCGCCGCUUUGGCGUACGUGACGAACAUGCAGGGAUGGUCCGACAAGAUCGGGCUCUACUUCCACGUCUUUGGCCACAACUCCGUUAACUCGCUCCACUUGCAUGUCGUGGACAUGAGCUCUGUGGGGCCAACAUUUCACAAAAUGAGUUACAAGAAUUGCCCCAUCAACGCGGUGUUGAAGGUGUUGCGGGAAGAGCUCGCCACCGUGCAGGCAGCCGAGCGUCCCAAAUUGCAACCAAAGGCAGCUGCCGUUGAGGAGUCUCCGCAAGCACAGGAUGCCGUCCAAGAGCUCAACGUGGCUGGCGAGGUAGUUGCCUUGUCCGUGGCAACUCUUCGUCGCUCUCCGCCGAAGUCGUUUCUCAGAGCUUUGGUCGACGGUGUGGACAAUCCCAUGCUUGUCCGUGACAGCCGCGGCCGGAUCUUCCUCGACUUUCCGCCAGAUGCCUUCAAGCGCAUUCUCAACCACCUUCGCAUGCAACACUUGAGGCCACACUCGACUCUUUGGUGUGCAGAUGAGGAGACCCGUCGGCUAGCAAAGUCCCUUGGCUUUGCCGCACGGUGCACGCCGAACUACUACUUGCUCUGUGCUACCCUCGGGGUCGCUGCUCUUUGUCUCGUAUUCUGCAGGAAGUGA